AUGGUACUGAAUGCAGGAAACCAGAGCUCUGUGUCCAUGUUCAUCCUCUUUGGCUUCUCAGAAUACCCACACCUCCAGACACCCCUCUUCCUGGUCUUCUUGACCAUUUACACAGCCACUCUGGUGGGGAACCUGGGCAUAAUUGUGGUUGUAAGGACCAGUUCCAAACUCCACACACCCAUGUACUUUUUCCUUAGCCAUCUAUCCUUUUUGGAUAUUUGUUCUUCUAGUGUAUUUACACCCAAACUCCUUCAAAUCUUGAUUAUGGAAGAUAAAGUUAUCUCUUUCAAAGGGUGUAUGGCACAAUUUUUCUUUGGCUGCACACUUGUGAUUACAGACAUGUCCAUGUUAGCAGUGAUGGCCUAUGACCGGUUUGUGGCUGUCUGUAACCCCCUGCUCUACACAGUUACUAUGUCUCCUAAGCUCUGUACCCUCCUGGUAGCUGGAACCUACUCCUGGGGUGGAAUAUGUUCCUUGACAAGCACAUAUUCUCUUUUGGAGCUCUCCUUCUGUGGUUCUAAUCUCAUACAUCACUUUGGCUGUGAGUAUUCUGCCAUCAUCUCUGCCUCCUGUUCUGACCCCUCCUUCAGUCAGAUGACUUUCAUCAUUUCUACACUCAAUGAAGUGUGUAGCCUCCUGAUUAUUCUAGGCUCCUAUGUUUUCAUAGUUGUCACCAUCAUCAAGAUGCCUUCUGCUGGUGGACUCCAAAAAGCCUUCUCUACCUGUGCUUCCCACCUGACUGCCAUCACCAUUUUCCAUGGGACUGUCCUAUUCCUUUAUUGUGUACCCAACUCCAAAAGCUCCUGGCUCUUGGUCAAAGUAGCCACUGUGUGUUUUACUGUCAUGAUUCCUAUGUUGAAUCCCCUUAUCUACAGCCUUAGGAAUAAAGAUGUGAAAGAGACAGUCAGGAGUUUAAUAAAUACCAAACUGCUUUCUCACUCAAUAUAA
Molecule: messenger RNA, 948 nt
Organism: Hippopotamus amphibius kiboko
Lineage: Eukaryota; Metazoa; Chordata; Mammalia; Artiodactyla; Hippopotamidae
Product: olfactory receptor 1165-like
Biological process (GO): G protein-coupled receptor signaling pathway; sensory perception of smell
Cellular component (GO): membrane
Molecular function (GO): odorant binding; olfactory receptor activity; G protein-coupled receptor activity
Source: RefSeq, a predicted model, not a curated record